Molecule: messenger RNA, 3649 nt
Organism: Vanessa tameamea
Lineage: Eukaryota; Metazoa; Arthropoda; Insecta; Lepidoptera; Nymphalidae
Exons: 3
Coding region: 335-1303 (322 amino acids)
Source: RefSeq, a predicted model, not a curated record
UUUAUGAUUUCAAAUGUCAGCUGUCAGAAAUUAAAUAUUAAUCAUAGGCCAUUGUAUAUUUCAGUUUUCGUAAUUUGAUUCGAUUACUUAUAUGUGUUUAUAUUUGCUCAAUAUUUUAUGUUUGUGCAAAUUUCUUUCUUAACGUAUACUAUAACAACAUUGCUCGAGUAUUAGGGUUCGUCAUAGCUACUUAGUUUCGAAUUGGUGGUGGGCAGUGUGCGUAAUUGAUGGGAGGAAAAAAUAUUAUUAAUUAAACAAAUAUGAUAGAAAUAUCAUUGGACUAUUCCAAUUAAGAUUCAUUGAUGAAUGUGUAGAAGCAUAAAAUCGAUUUAAUAUGAAAUUACGAGUUGGACUCUUGUUCCUCUUCCUAACGUGUGCUAAAACAACGGAAGAUGUUUACAAUAGACCAAACAGCGAUGCCAAUUUAGAUAAUGUGUAUAGACAUUGGCCUUCAAAUCGGUAUAAUGCAAAACUAAUGCAAUUUCGUAAACGAGAAGCUGAUUCAUUGCCAAAACAAAUAAAUGACAAUCCUGAUACAAAAUCAUCUGCAGUGAAUACAGAUGCAGCCCAGUACGUCGAUGGAUCUAAUACCCAACCACAAAAUGAUGUCCCCAAUAAGGAAAUUGCAGCUAAUAAUGAGGGUAUACCUCCACACGAUGGACUAAGUGAAGGUGGAAUUGGUAAAUUAAAUGUUAAUUCUUUGCCACCAUCAACUGCUCAAGCUGACACAAAAAUACAGAGCAAUAGUAGCGUAUUGGACAGUCCUAAAGGUAAUAUCACAAAGUUAAACGAGACACUUGCAAAGACAAAUGCAACUGUUGCGAAUAAAACUACAGCUGCAACAUCUACAGAAGCUGAGAGUAGUCUUGAUCUUAACAGUCCUGGUGUUGUUAAAAGAGGUCUUAUUGUUUUUGGUGGAUUUAGUCUCCUGGCUGUUGCAUACUUCAUAUUUUACAGGAAAAAGAAUCAAAAAUAUGAUAAUGGCAAUGCACACAAUACAAAUGAUGCUAAUCAAUUCAGAUAUGGUGUCCUCCAGUCGGAUGACCGGAGAGACAAUCUUGAACUAUCUCGAAUACCACUAACAAUGGAAUCUGAUGAAGACGAGGAUGAAGAUUUGGAAAUAUUUGAUUUAGAACAAAAGAAGAAGUCUCUCUCCUAUGUUAAUCUUCAAACUAACGAUGAAGACAUUGUUUUGCAUAGCUCUAAGGAUGAAUCAAAGAAUAAUCUGUUGUUAGAUAUAGAGGAUGGACCGUCUGAUACUUUGAUUAAUUGGUCCAGUAAUGGUAACAAAUCAAUAUUAUAAUUAUAAGUUGCCUGUGUUUGUACAAAUAAUAUCUGUGUUAAGAAAUAACAUCUAGUAAGCUUGCAAAAAUGACAAAUUCCUUGUGAGUCAGAACAAAACAAAUUUGAAAAAGCAAAUUAAUAUCAUAUAUUUCUAAUAUUAAUCAUAUAUAAUGUUCACCGAACUGAACAGAACCAAAUAAAGUUCAUAAUUUUUUAAAUAAAUAGACAACCAGGAGGCCACAGAACGUGUUGCAAAUAUCCCUAGCCAGUAGGAGCAUAGACAAUUUUUUUUUUAAUUGUUAAAUAGUGUUGAAUCAAUAUUACAAUAAUCUAGUUUUUUUUUUAAACAGGAUUGAUAUUUAAAUAAAAAUAGAACAUUUUGUUUAUUAGAAUUUGUAAUUAAAUUAAUGAUUAUAACAACUCAGAGUUAAACAAUAAUUUAUAAAAUAUUUCAAGAAAUAUAUAGAAUCAGUGACUCAAUUAAAGAUUACACAAUGAUAAAUAAUAUAUAAACCAUAGAGGAUUGCUUUAAAAGUGAAAUGAAUAUUCCAUUUAUAUUUAUUUCAAUAUUGUAUCUAUUUGAAUGAUAAAAUCUGAUGAUUUGGAUUAAUGUGUACUUAGUUUUAAUUAUCUAUGAAAAAUCUGGAUUUUUUUAAGAACACUAAAUAUUGUCUUAAACCAGAACUUAGUCCACUCAUAAAUAUUCUUCCACUCAUUAAGGUAAUGUUCUCCACUAAAUAAGGAUUUCUUCAUCAGAAUCACAAUCAAUGUUAUAUCAAUUCUAUUCCAUAAACAAUAUUGUUAUCGAAAAAAUUGUUAUAUUAAUAAGUAUAAUAAAAAAUAAAAUUAAUUUUGUUUACACAAUCAAGCAAAAAUAAAUAACCUUUUCAAUUAUUAUUUUUUGAAUAGCUAUUUCUGUUUGUAAAUAAAUUUAUGUGCUGCAAUCAAUAUUUAUAUAUUCAUUGCUGUAUUGUGUCAGUAACUGCGUUUUAUUAGCAUUUUCAAUACUGUUUUGUGUUAAUGUUAGAAUAUAAUAAUUAAUUUAAAAUACUGUUUUUAAUAUUCCAUACAAAUUGUAUGUAUGCAAUGUUGCAUUUCUUUUCAAUCUAUAUGCAUUUUAUAUUUUGCUUAAUAAUCAUUUUUGUAAAAAAUGUGUGUUUUCGGAAGUUUGGCUGUUGCUUUAGUAACGAUUAGAGAAAAAUUAAAAGUAAUCCUUAUAAAACAUUUUUUUUUAAAAGAUUGAAAAUUUAUUUGUUUAAUAAUAUUCCAUUUUUAUUAACUAUUAAGUAAGUACUAUUGUUAAGAAAAAAUAUAUAUAAAAUUUUAGCAAUAACUUCGGCGAGUAUUUUAAUAAUGUUUUUUAAAUGUAUAAAAAAUUGAUUACAGGCAUACUUCAUGUUUCAUACAUUUACUUGACUGAUGAUAUGUAUUUUCUUCCAAUACAAUGUUACAAAGUUAAGGUGCCUUUAAAUGGAAAUAUUUUCCUGCAAUAUGUGGCUGAUAUGUUCGAAAACGUGUAUCCGUUACAGCAAUAUUUUGUAGGAAAUGUAUAUUUCAUCAACAAAAAUAGGACCCCUAAUAUUUUAUAACAGAAAUGCAGUAAUAUGUCUGUAGCAAUGUCGCUAUGAAGAGAUACGAGAGAAUCAUUUUGCAGGUGUCACUAAUUUAAUCAUAAACAUAGGUUUUCUACAUUAUGUUGGGAGAAAAAAUUCAACGCGACUUUGUUUCUUGCCGUAGCGCAAUAUUAGGUGCAUGUAAUUUUUUUGUUAGUAUAAUUAUUUGAUUAUGUGUAUCUGUGUCCCAGUGGCUUAUUGUGGAUUUGCAAAGUGUUACUGAAGAUUGCAUGGAUUCGAUCAUGGUUGGUUCCCGAAUUCAGCAGUUCUCAAACUUAGAAAACUCACAUUGAACAUCUAUCAAAUUAUAUUUUUUUGACAUCGGAUAAUAUUGCAAUGCAUUGUCGAUAUUGUCGAUAAAACCACAACAGCGACAUAUUGCAGUGAAAAUUUGAUGUACGCCUAGAAGUUUUAGUUUAUCGAUAUAAGACUUAAUAUUCUUUUGAAAAUACUUAAUUGUAUAUGGCUGUUACAUUUUUUUUUUAAUAAAUAAUUUGCAGUUUACCAUAAUGUGAUUUGCGAACUAUCUCAUUCUGCAUCUUAGAAGUCAUUUAAGCUUUGGACUGUGAUAGUAGAUGAGAGAAUAGAUAAAUUAUUGUACAAAAUAUAUUUUUUCAUUGAAGAAUUAUUGUUUUCGAUUUGUGGAUAAAUGUGCAUAAAUGAAAGUGUUCGCUCUACUUCUUACGCCUAAAACUGUUACACUUCUAGUAUUGUAAGGCUGUUCUUAUAUAAUUAAAAUGUCUAAUAUUUUC